This is a messenger RNA of Funneliformis mosseae, 291 nucleotides long. NCBI's taxonomy places the organism in Eukaryota, Fungi, Glomeromycota, Glomeromycetes, Glomerales, Glomeraceae. The record is from the annotation of a GenBank genome assembly.
AUGUCUUCUCACUGUGAUUAUGAUCAGUUUCGAUCUCUGUCUUCUCAUUUAAAGAGUCAUCACGUUCACUUGAGAGAAGGUAAUAAAGAUGAAUAUAAGCUUCGAAAAGAGAAAAAACACAAGAAAAUUCAUAACCAUUUGGAAACUGAUUCAAAUAUUUCUCACAAGCAACCAAAAGGAUUUAAUUCAACAGAGUUUCGUAUUUGGUUGAGAGAAAAUAAAGAUAAAUUCUUUAAUGAACUGAGCUCUGAUCAAGUACACUGUUAUUUUAAGAAAUUCAUUAGUUCUUAG